GAUGACAAAGAAGACAUCGGCAAGGCGUGAGAAGGCUGGGAGACUACCUCGAUGGACGGUCAGAUCGUUGGUAUCUGUACUUCAACCAUCGACGAGAAAUGCCAAGCGUUCGACACUCUCGUUGUCUAUUGCGCAACCCUCAGAGGCCAGUUCGCACCAUACCUUACUCAAAGCCUAGAGCUCUCCCUCCCCGCUCUAAAAUUCUACUUCCACGACGGCGUUCGUGAAGCUACGAACUCAUUCCUUUACUUUCACUUGUGGAAAGCAGAGCGGAACAUUGACAUCACAAGCAAUUCCAUGGUAUCCUACAGUGUCUCGAUGACGACGCCCGCCUACUCCCCUGCACCUUCCAACCCCAAUCUCACGGCGCCCCAUUGCCCCCCGCUCGCUAAUCCAGCGCCCUUACUCCCGCACCCUAUGGACCCAACACCUCGAAGGGCGGGGGCUUCGCCCCACUACUCCCUCAACUCCCUCUACGCUCAUCUUCCCUCAUCAAAUGAACUUUCCUCAGCACCUGACCCAACCGUUCUUCACUGCCACCCCGCCACCUUUUCAUCGGCCAUCUGA
Molecule: messenger RNA, 567 nt
Organism: Suillus subalutaceus
Lineage: Eukaryota; Fungi; Basidiomycota; Agaricomycetes; Boletales; Suillaceae
Exons: 3
Coding region: 52-567 (171 amino acids)
Source: RefSeq, a predicted model, not a curated record